CAUCAUCUUAAAUCGAGUGGUCGUCACCAUGGAGAGUGCUUGCUGUGAAAUUUUAUUUAAAUAAUUACGUUUUAUUAAUUAAAAUAGAGAAUUGUUCUGUUAAACAUGUGUGUUGUAUGUAAGAAAUUUGUACUUUCAUACGGAAUUGAUAAUGUUGCGUCAUUGUAUCUAUAUUCUUACAAUAUUUCAAUUGUAUAGAUAUCAUAAAUUAGAAUAAAAUCAUUCAGAAUGAAUGGAGGAAUGGAGCAUAAAACGCCAGCUCAUAAUGCAGUUCUUCAUAAAGCACCAAAAAACUACAAGUUAUUAAUAGAUCCAUUUCUGGUAAAAGGUGCAACAAAACUAUACCGCUAUGAUGGAGUGGUACCUGGAGAUCAAACAUAUCCUCCAGUUCAAUGCAGAGAUCCUAGAUCUCAACUAUCUAGGAUAUGGAAUAAGCUGGAACCAGCAGACCUACCAGUACCUAGAUUCAGGAUAGAUAAAAAUUAUAUAGGCAUUCCACCAGCAGUUGAAAUUACAAUAGGAAAUUUAAAUGACAAUAUAGAUAAAGCUUUUUUGUCUGAUAUGAUGAAUAAAGUGGGACCUUAUGAAGAAUUGACCAUUUUUUAUCAUCCGUUAACAAAUAGACAUUUGGGAUUUGCAAGAAUUGUUUUCCAAGAAGUCAAGCAUGCAAAGUUGUGUGUUGAAAAAUACAAUGGGAAAUCAGUUAUGGGAAAGGUAUUGGAUGUGUUACAUGAUGCAUUUGGUAAAAAAUGUCAAGAGAUGUACGAAGACAAGACGAUGGACAAGAAACCACAACCAAUGAUUCCUGGUAUAAAAGUACCACCACAGGAAGAUGCACGGUUGGCCAAAACUGACCCAGCACUCAGUAAGAGAUUAGAAGAUACUAAAAUAAUCGAAAAGGAGCCGUAUUCCCGUUUCAAAGACAUAGAGCACAGCGACAGUAACACCCGGUGGUCGGACGACGAGCGGGAGUACCGCCGCGAGCAUCGGCAUCGCCACAGGAGCGACAGAGACAGAGACGGCGACAGGGACCGAGAGAGGGACAGAGACAGAGAUAGAGAUAAGGAUAAAGAACGCAAACGAUGCAAGAGGAAGUGUAAAAGGAGGCACCGAGACCGGUACGGGCGCAGUGCGGAGGCUGUGGAGAGCUAUGCAACGUCCAGCCACGCCUCCGAUGUGCCCUACACACCUGCUGGACCUAUGUCCUAUGACCCCUACUAUCAGACCGGGUACGGGUACGGGUACGGCGCGGGCGCGACGCCGGGCGGCUCGGGCGUGUGGUGGGACUGGCGGCACCACACGCCGCACACGCCGCACACGCCUCACACGCCGCACACGCCGCACCAUCACACGCCCUCGGAGCGGCGUUCCCACGUGACGCCCGACUGGAGCGCGCCGAGCGCGACAUCUCGCGUCUCGCCCGAACGCAAGGAGGCGAGAGAGAAGGAAAAGGAAAUAAAGACAAAAAAUGAAGAGGCGCCUCCUCCCAAGGAAGAUUCCUGUGAACCGGAACCGAAACCUCCCCCGCCUGCUGAAGAACCCAAAAAUGUCGAUUUAGAUACUAGGAUCGCCAUGCUCUUGAAAGGUGCGAGCGGCGGCGGAGGGCUGGCUCCACCGUUCCUCUCCCUGGGCAUCUCGCCGGAAGAGGAGGACGAGGACCGCCUGCCCGCUAAGAUACCUGACCUGGACGCUCCUCAGCCGCCUUCAGAUGAUGAGGGUUCCAUAAGCGAAGACAGGGAAAGCAUCAUCACAGUAAAUCAGGAUCAAGACUUUAAUGCGGAGCCGUUGUCAAAAACACCGUCGCCGUAUCUAGACAGGGAUAACUACCUCGAAUGUCUCAAACUCACUAUUAAAAGGCAAUUACAAGAAGAAGAAAGGAAAAAGCUACCCCAAGUGGACAAGAUAGGUUCGGAUAUAUCAUCUUCUGAGGAUGAAUUGUUAACUGGUGAAAAAAUACACAGAUCUCCAGCGCCGCUUGACAAAGACCAAGAUAAUUUGGACGACGACCAGAUGUCGUUAUCGUCGCUAUCUUCAACGGAGGCGAAGAUUGAAGAGCAAGUGCCCGCGGAAGCAUACUUUUACCCGCCCUCGCACGCCAACGCGCACGCGCACGUGCACCCGCACUACUACCAGCCCGUGUGGCCGCAUGCUGCAUACGGUGGGGCUCCAUAUGCAGGCGUGGCCCCAGUGGGUGCUGUUAGCGUGGGCCCGGUGGGUGAAAUGCCUUUAGCUUAUGGCGCUGCUUUCCCACCGCCCAUCAUUCCGACCUUCCCUCCACCACAUCAUCAAACGCAACAGGAGCUAGACAACCCAUAUUACCCAACAAUAAAUUGCGUGAUAGAACGAGUAACUACAGAAUUGAAGCAAAUCUUGAAGAGGGAUUUCAAUAAAAAAAUGAUUGAAAGUACCGCCUUUAAGAACUUUGAAAUCUGGUGGGACGAGCAAAGUAGGAAAACAAGAACGAAACCCACUAAGGAAGAAACUGGACAACCCCUACAGGAUAUAUCCAACAAAAAAGAAGAAACGGUGGACUCGAUAAAAUGUAUUAUCGAAUCGAGAGAUCUCGGUCUGGAACUAGGUGGUUAUGGGGCAGGAAUUGGUCUCGGCCUGCGUGCCGCCAUACCCAAGAUGCCCAGCUUCCGCCGCAAGAGGAAGAUCCCCUCGCCUGUGCGCAUGGACGAUAGCUCUAAACGCCUCAGCGACCAGGAGGAAAUUGUCCAGAACUCGGAUGAGGAGAAAGAAGUUCCAACGAGUCCUCGCAAUCGAACCGCAGGGUCAUAUUUAUCUACGAGUAGACGACGGCAGUCUUCUAGCUCAUCACGGUCGUCAUCGAGCUCGUCGAGCCGCUCGUCGUGGUCGGGCUCGGAGCGCGCCGCGGCGCCGCGCAUCUACUCCGACACCGACGACUCGGACUUCGACGAGACGCAGUUCAAGGUCAUAUCCAACAAAGAGAGGCUCAGAAAAGUUUACUCUUCGUCAUCGGAUAGUGAAGAGGAACAACGAAGACGAGAGAAAACUCCAAUCCCUCCGGUGGAGGCAUCCGAGGACCGGCUGGGCUCGCCCGUGCUGUCGCCCGAGCCGCCGCGCCACUCGCUGCUGGACCGCGUCUACUCCGACUCGGAGGAGGAGCGGGAGUACCAGGAGAAAAGACGGCGAAACACAGAAUAUAUGGCGCAAAUUGAAAGAGAGUUCCUGGAAGAGCAGCGACGGAAAAUGGAAAUGGACAAGGAGCCAGAACCCGAUAAGCCGCCUGACAAAAGCACACCGGAAGAUAAAAUCGAGGAGAGUCGUGUCAGUCCAGUCAAGAACCAUUUGAAAUCUCCCGAUAAGAGAAAGCCAGAGGCUGAAGAGGGUGAGGUCAGUUCAGACGAGGAGCCACUCGAAGCGCGAAGAAAGAAGAAAAGGAAGCAAAAGAAGAAGAGAGGAGAGGUUAAAAGGGAGAGGGUCAUUUCCGUUAGUGAUAGCCACACGGACACAGCUGCUAGUGUUAAUGGAAUCAAGGAGGGCAACGAGGUGGCGUCGCCGCCGUCGUCGCCGGUGUCGCAGGCGUCGCAAGCGUCGCAGGAGUCGCAGGAGUCGCAGGCGUCGCAGGCGUCGCAGGUGGCGCUGGACCACUCGUACUGCCGCCCGCCGCCCGACGCGCCGCCGCGCCGCCCCUCCAACCACCUGCACCAUGACCACGGUUACACAUGGAUCGCGGAACCGGAAACUGAAGCGCCCGCCGCUCCGAUCGAAGAGAUUAAACCCAAGAAGGAGACUAAGAGACCAUACAAACGGAAACAUGAAACCAAGAAACUCGCUGAAAUACAAAAUAAGCUAUAUGAACCUUUGGAAGACUAUAACAAGAUACACUCAAAUGUUGUGUUCAAACCUCGCGAUAUUAUGGCAGAAAUGCAAGUUAUGUACGAAUUCCUGACUAGAGGCAUCGACAGAGAGGACAUAGAGUAUUUAAGAAGAGCCUACGAGGCGCUGCUAACUGAAGACGCUCAAGGAUAUUGGCUCAACGACACGCAUUGGGUGGACCAUCCACCCACUGAUGUGGUAUAUAGCCCGCCAAAGAAGAAGUCCAAACGGCACAACAAUAUCUAUGAGGAUCUCCAGGGCCACUCGAGCGGGUCGGCGCGCACGGAGGGCUACUACAAGAUGGACGCGCGCGAGAAGGCCAAGUACAAGUACCACCACGGGCGCGCCGGCGCGCACCCGCUGGCCAGCGCGCACGAGCACCAGCUGCGCGCCAGCAAGAUGCAGCUGCUGUCCCGCGAGGCGCGCUCCAACCAGCGCCGCCUGCUCACCGCCUUCGGUACAGAUACAGAUUCGGAUCUACUCAAAUUCAAUCAGCUCAAGUUCAGGAAGAAACAGCUCAAGUUUGCCAAAUCUGGUAUACACGAUUGGGGUUUAUUUGCACAGGAGCCGAUAGCUGCGGACGAGAUGGUGAUCGAGUACGUGGGGCAGAUGGUGCGGCCGAUCGUGGCCGACGUGCGCGAGGCGCAGUACGAGGCGACCGGCAUCGGCAGCUCCUACUUGUUCCGCAUCGACCUCGACACCAUCAUAGACGCGACCAAGUGCGGCAACCUCGCGCGGUUCAUCAACCACAGCUGCAAUCCAAACUGCUACGCAAAGAUAAUAACGAUAGAGUCGCAGAAGAAGAUCGUGAUCUACUCGAAGCAGCCGAUCGGCGUGGACGAGGAGAUCACGUACGACUACAAGUUCCCGCUCGAGGACGAGAAGAUCCCCUGCCUGUGCGGCGCGCCGCAGUGCCGCGGCUUCCUCAACUAGACCCCUCUUAUUAUUUCGCUUAUUUAUUAUUUAUUGUUGCUAAAGGAUAUCGGAUAUUUGCAGUUCUCGUUAUUCUGUUGCGAUCGACACAACUGAAUGUCUUGAACAUGUAUUUAAUAAAUAGAACAGUUUAUUUUGAAAUUCAGAAUUUUUGUGAGCACUUUUUUGUGUUAAAAAUUGAAAACAGCAUGCAGUGUGAUACAUAUUUUACACAAGUUAAUUUAUCAAUUUAUUUAAUGCAAACAGGAUCAAUUGCUGUUUUGUAAGUAUUUAAAAAAACUGAAUAUCCACAAUAAAGUUCCACGAGAGCCUUAUUAAUGCCCGAUAUAAGAAUAUGACUGUAAAUAUAAACUAUGAUUUUAAAACCUUCAUAACAAUCUUAUCCAUAUAAUUAUUGGUAAUAAAUUCAUCUCAAUUUAUAUCACUGUAAUAUAAAUCUCAUCUCGCUGGUGCUCUUUUACAUCUAGGUCGCCUAGUUCAAUCAAGUAAUAAACAUUAAACAAUAAAAAUUCAUAAUAAUAAUGUUAUGAAAUCUCAAAACGUGUAACAUUUUACAUAUAUUAUAUAGAAAAAUAAGGAAAACGAUCUGGUCCGUGACCGUAGUCCAAUACUAUAUGAUGUCACUAAUGUUAGGUAUGUGUAGUAUAAUACUUCAUUUACGCAGGAUGUAUUAAGCACGUAUAAUUCGUGACAAUAACAAGUUCUUCCGAGGACACUGGACAUGACUCGGCUCAAAGCCCUUAAUUUGCACUAAAAUAAAUUUUAAACUGCCUCAUAUUGAUUGAUGUAUUUGUUUAUGUAUUGUAUAAAGUAAUAUAACUGUGUGCUAGACGUGUGGUCCGUGUGUUUUGAUAAUAAAGACCAGUGAAACUCGUGUAUGCUAUUGAAAUCUAUGGUAAUAUUUUGUAUUAUAUUGAAAUAAUGUAAUGACUGAGUAUGAGAUGUAAUUCAAUAGGCAUAGGAUGUCGAAAUUAAGACACUGUAUAAUUUUGUGUUGUAUAUUUUUUCUGUGAAUAAAACGAUCUCUAUUGUUCGUCAGACUUUUGUAGUACAGUUUUUAAGUACAUUUGUCCUAUCGGCGUUGUGUUUGACGGCACCAAAUAUCCGCUAUUAGAAGAUUAUUUCAUAAAUGUUAAGAAAUUCUCUAUGAGAGAUGCGUGAAGGCUAUUAUUUUGUAAAUGAUGCUUAGAUUGGUUCACAUCCUUCCAAAUGCACGUCUUUUAUUGUAAUUUCAUAUGUAUAAGAUUGUAAAUAAAAAUUCAA
Messenger RNA from Zerene cesonia (dogface butterfly), 6039 nucleotides. It is a transcript of the gene Set1, whose product is annotated as histone-lysine N-methyltransferase SETD1. NCBI's taxonomy places the organism in Eukaryota, Metazoa, Arthropoda, Insecta, Lepidoptera, Pieridae. Gene Ontology annotation, molecular function: protein binding; histone H3K4 methyltransferase activity; RNA binding. The coding region runs from base 229 to 4776 and encodes 1515 amino acids. Gene Ontology annotation, cellular component: Set1C/COMPASS complex. The transcript has 30 exons. The record is from RefSeq and is a predicted model, not a curated record.